Molecule: messenger RNA, 642 nt
Organism: Saxophila tyrrhenica
Lineage: Eukaryota; Fungi; Ascomycota; Dothideomycetes; Mycosphaerellales; Extremaceae
Exons: 2
Coding region: 1-642 (213 amino acids)
Source: RefSeq, a predicted model, not a curated record
AUGGCACCUGUGCAGGUCUUCGCCAUCUUGAGCUCGACCAAGAUCCAUCUCGUCGUCAGUCCUGGCGGCCUCACCCAAGAGCAACUCUGCGCCUUCUCGAUCGUCGCCAAGAAGCACUUCAACACCAAGCCGACUGGACGUCGCAAGGACAUCCUAGACUUCAGCGACACCAAGCUCGACCCACAAGCUGCGACCAAGAUCCUCAAAUGGGUCCACGACAACAACAAGCGGAAGCCAACAUCCAUGACCAUCGCUGAGUUACGUAUCACAGGGUUUGAAGAGGCUGUGCGCAUCCAUCAGGCCACUCACACCCUGGGCAUCGCUCGUGGCCCGCGCGGUGACAGCGUUCGGGACUACAUCAUCGACUACGUCAAGCACCAGGCGCUGACAGCCCCCGAUCUUGCGAUGAUCCUCAACACCCUCUCGUUCGACAUCGGCUUAAUCAAGAAGAUGAAGAACGACCUCGUCUUCAAGCUCGUCAAUAAGGGCACCGAUGCGGUCCCUGAUGCCGACAAGAUUGAGGAAGUCUGUCGCGAGCACGGUGUUUGGGAGGAGAUGGCAAGCAUUAGGAAGGGGAUCGAGCAGAGCAUGGGGGAGAGCAGACGUGAGAGGCGUACAUGUGGGGCGCUCGUCGAGCACUGA